Molecule: messenger RNA, 5009 nt
Organism: Physella acuta
Lineage: Eukaryota; Metazoa; Mollusca; Gastropoda; Physidae
Biological process (GO): regulation of apoptotic process
Source: RefSeq, a predicted model, not a curated record
GUCGUAUGAGAUAAUCAACGAGAAAGGCGCGAUACGGCUACACUUAAUCUUGCGUUAAAUAUGCUACUCACUUCUACUUCCUUGUUUACUCGAGAAUAAGAUUUAGGUUUUUAAACAAGCCAAUUAUAUAAACAUCGUUGCUCCAUUGAUCGCCCUCUCGCGUUUUCUGGUCAGCGCAAGAAAAAUACCGACACGAUGUUCAACUGAAGAAUGUAUCAAGUCAGCAAAAGAUCUGACCAUCUGACAGGGUUGGAAGUUAGAAUGGAUGCCCACCAGAUUUUUGAGGAGUUUUUAGACUGGUCAUCUGAGAAUAGAGGAUCCAACAUUGUUGGCCGAUCACGGAGUGACCCUCACCCAAAUAAAGUCAAUCUUAAAGUUAGUGACGCUGGACAAGGGAAGGUUAUUUUCAGGAGUCAGACAAUACCUCCAAUACAUCGUGGGUCUGAAGGCUGCAAUCCCAAGAAAGACAACCAGGUUGCCAGAAAGGAAAAUAACCAUACUGUUUCAUCUGCUGAUUCAGAAGGAGAAAAGCCUCAGUCAGUGUCUACAAGAAAGAAAAAAAGCCCAUUUAAAAGAGCUAAAGAAAGGCUUGUUCAUCUGUUUCAUAGAGAUCAGAAAACUGGUUUGGCAAAAAAUGUUCAAAAUAAUCAGGAGUCUCCAUCAAGUAAAAAAAAAAAAUCUAAGCCUGAAACAACUAGGGCAAAAAAAGAAAAUAAUACUCAAACUGCAAGCAAUGGUACCCACAAUGGCAGCAAACAUUCUACCCAGCUCCACACAGCUUGCUUGGAGGGGGAGGCACACCCCAGAUUGGCAGAAGGCACUAAAGAAUGCAAUGAUGACAUAUUGCUAGUGGGCUGUUCUUCCUCAACCAAACCUGCCACACCAACCUCCUCAUCUAAUUAUGCAUUGUCAGAUGACACUAAAGAUUCAAUCCCUAAUAUCCUCUCUAGUAUACAAAGCAAUGCCCUUGAUAGCCCUGCUGAUGACAUAUCCUUUAUUGAUGUUGAAGAUAAUAUAAACACUCCAAACCCACCAGAGCUUUCAAAAACUGUAAAGCAACCUAGCCUUAAGCAUAGAACUUGUUUAUCUCAGCUGCAUGAUGUUAUAGCAACUCAUCAAACUGCAGAGCUGGGAGAAGGUGCCGUGAUUAUGUGUGCUGAUGUGUCUAUAACUGUACCUGAGGAAGAUGUUCCAGAUGGUUUUAAUGCCCCUUUGGUGCCAACAGCGAAAGAUUCUGACUUGAAACACCCUAACGUUGAAGGCCCUAACAAGGAAGUGCCGUAUGGAAAAAUUGCUAAGAAACUUGCAGAGAUGGCGGAUUCUUAUUCAUCUGGGUUGUCUGAUCCAAGGGGAGCUACUGCAGCCACACCAGAUUCACUUUCAACACUAGAAAAUGAAAUAAUGAUGUGUCUAAGGGACAUUGGUGAUCGCAACUCAACUCACUUGAAUGUAGCUAUUGAAGAAGUUGAAGAGCGCACUACACAGGAAGCUUAUCAACGCUUUCGAAGUACUGUCCAGAACUCAAUAGGAACUGAAAUUAGUUGGAACCAUUUGGCUUUUCUUUUUUACACCACGAAAGGUGUUAUUUCUGCUGUUGGCCGGGGGUCAAAGGUAGCCUCAAAGGCCAAAGAAUUUACACUACAAUACAUUACUGAUACGUGCGCUUCCUGGAUUAUGGAUCAAGGUGGAUUUGACAGUGUACUAAGCAGCAGUGAAUCUGAUUAUGACCUGGAUUAAUUUUAUACCAACCUAAGGGGAGGGGGGUCUAAAUUUUAACUGCAAUGAAUUUAAGAUGGAUUAGUUUUUAUAGAUGACAAUAAGAAAAAAGCAGUGUAGCUUUAGAAUCAAGUUAUUGGACAUGUCUGUGUAGCUUUAGAAUCAAGUUAUUGGACAUAUCUGUAGGGCACAGUCUGACAGGCCUCCAAUGGCAUGGGCAGGUCAGGGCAGUCUGACAGGCCUCCAAUGGCAUGGGGAGGUCAGGGCACAGUCUGACAGGCCUCCAAUGGCAUGGGGAGGUCAGGGCACAGUCUGACAGGCCUCCAAUGGCAUGGGGAGGUCAGGGCAGUCUGACAGGCCUCCAAUGGCAUGGGGAGGUCAGGGCACAGUCCGACAAUAAAUCAACUCAACAGGUUUGGAGUGGAAUGCAUAAACAUGGUGAAGUGUGUGGAUAAAGUUUAACUGGUUUGUUGUAGCUUGCUUAGAAAAUAUAACUACAAAGCCAAUGGAUUGGCUGGGGCGAAUUAAUCCAUUUGUUUAUGGUUUCUUUAGGGGUUAUCCAUUUAUGACAUCCAUGGGGAGGGGUUGUCAUAUAUGGACGUACCCUAAUUUUUAUAAAUAAAGCCUCUUUGGAAAGCGAGUAAUUAAGUAAACAGAAAUUGAAACCAUGAACCGGAGGAGGGGUUAUUCAUUAAUCAUUAAAAAUACAUUCAAGGAGUGCAGAAAAUAAUACUAUUACAAGUAAGGAGAACAAUACUGUGGUAGCACCCCCCACCCCCAAAUGGGUUUAAUACUUUGCAUGCGCUUUUGGUUGGUAAUGGGGAAAACGCUUGAAAUUUUUAAAAAUACUUAUACUUUGACAUUUAAAACAUACUAAUUUUUUUCACCACAGGCUACAUUCUACUUUUAAUAUUUAGGCCUAAAAAUAAACAGAAAAUAUUAAAGCCAUGUAUCAGUAUUGAAUAGGAAAUGGGUAGUAAGUUUUGAGAGGUCUAUUACAUUGUUAGGACAUCCACAUUGGGGAGGGGGUGGGGGUGGAUGUCUAAAAAUUAGACACUUUGUGGACGUCCACAUGUGGGGGGGGUGUCUAAAAUCCAAAAUGUUUGUAGACGACGUAAAUUAAUGAGCCGUUAGAGCUCUCUCAUUUAUAUUAUAUAGUAGAUAAAUUUUUAUAUUAUAUAGUAGAUAAAUUUCAUUAAAAGUUGAGUUGUACAAAGAAGAUGUUUAGUUAUCGUGUGGUCAGAAGUUGUGCCUCAUUUACUAGGCCUUGUGGCAGUCACUAGGCAAAUCUGGCAGCAUUAGUGGGUAUUCUGAAACAGGCAAUGACAUAUUAUGUACUGCAUGACUGCACCAUUAGUUUUGGAUGCAUAAUAUUAGUUGUGAGCUGAUACAAUGAAAAUUGUUAUUGUGAAUCUGUACUUUGCGUCAAUAAUCUUGUUUACCUCUUUAUCACAAGUUUCUCCAAACUACACAAAAUUAGCCACUACUAAUCAUAACUUUUAUCACAAGUUUCUCCAAACUACACAAAAUUAGCCACUACUAAUCAUAACUUUUAUCACAAUUUCUACAAACUACACAAAAUUAGCCAUUACUAAUCAUAACUUUUAUCAUAAGUUUCUCCAAACUACACAAAAUUAGCCAUUACUAAUCAUAACUUGUUUACUGGUUUACUGACAUAAAAUUGUGUUGAAUGGGUAAAAAGAAAAAAAUUAGCAGUUCCUAAAUACAAAUACAUGUUCAAGCUGGACAGAUUAGAGAUUAAAUGAUUUGUACGGAUUAGAGACUUGUACAGAUCAGAGACAUGUACACUUCAGAGACUUGUACAGAUUAGAAACAUGUACAGAGACUUGUACAGAUUAGAGAUGUGUACAGAGACUUGUACAGAUUAGAGACAUGUACAGAGACUUGUACAGAUUAGAGAUGUGUACAGAGACUUGUACAGAUUAGAGACGUGUACAGAGACUUGUACAGAUUAGAGACAUGUACAGAGACUUGUACAGAUUAGAGACAUGUACAGAGACUUGUACAGAUUAGAGACUUGUACAGAGUUUGUACAGAUCUGAGAUGUUUACACUUCAGAGACUUGUACUAAAGCUAUUUUCUACAAGUAGAGAACAUUCCUUUGCCAUAUUCCCAUGAUUAACACUUUAAUAACUAUUCACCUUGUCUAUUCUCCCCCUCCCCCCUUUUUUUUACAUAGUUCUUACUCCUCGAUUACUUCUCUGCCAUAAAGGGCAUGUGCAAAUCUUAAUGUGAUGUCAUUAAUGUACACAAAUCUUAAUGUGAUGUUAUUAAUGUAUAUAAAGCUGUGUAGUAUAUGUUUAUAAAACUGUAUGUUCACUAAGCUUUCAAACAUUCUUUUAAUGACAUCCAUACAAUUUUUACAAAUUGUCUUAUAUUAAAUAUGAUUCAUUAAUGAUGAUGUCAUUACAAUUUUAACAAGUUCUCUUAUGUUAAAAAAGAUUCAUUAAAUAUUUCAUUACAACUUUAACAAGUUAUGUUCAAUAUCAUUAAUUAAUUAUACAUAUACAAUUUUUACAAGUUGUCUUAGGUUAAAUAUGUUUCAUUAAUAAAUGAUAGCUCUUCAAUUUUAACAAGUUCUCCUAUGUUAAAUAGGAUUCAUUUAAUGAUCCAAUUACAAUUUUUACAAUUUGUCUUAUACUUAUGUUGAAUAUGUUUUCAAGAUGAUUGUCUUUUAAAUGUUAUUGAGAAAAGUGCAAUACAUUUUUAUUAAUCUAUAAGGGUAUGAAGCUAGGUUGUUAUUUGAUGCUAUUGCUGUGAAAAAUGUUAAAAUGGUUUUAUUUAUUUAUUUUAUUUUCAUCUUCCUGAAAUUUAAAAUCACAUUCACAGUUUCCAACCUAGAAAUGAUACAACAUUUUUGCUUUAAGAAAACAGUGUAAAAUAGAUUACUUACUUUAGUCACCAUAACACACAAUUAUUAGUUUUGUUUUCAUUACAUGGCAGCAACUGUUUUAGCUCAACUACAUCAUGUAAUAUGUUUUUACUGAAUAGUUUUUCUCACAGAUAUCAGAUAUUCCCUUUGAACUGGAGGAUUCAGCUGACAGAAUAAAGUGUGUAUCUAACAAUUUGGUCCUGUAGAUUGAUAUAGUUUUUGGCUGUUAGAUGUGUCGCCAUUAUAUUUUCUCUAAACAUUCCUACAGCAGGACUUCACUAUCAAGAGAUUGGUGGUGUCUACAAAAAUGUUACUGUAAAUCCUAACCAAAUUGUGCUUAAUUGUCAUGAAAACUGGCUCAUUUCAGUUAAUAAACCAUUCUUUUCAAUGUUUCUUUACA